AACAUUCUAGUCACUAGAUAUAUCUACGGGCUUACUUCGAAGUAAAACGAUGAUUCCGGCGGAAAAAUGGCGAAACUUCCGGCGAACACCAUGGCUUGCUCCGGCGACGGGAAGCUCUCCGGACAUCUUCUCUCAACUCUCUAAACUCUCCUCUAACUAAUGGGAUGAUUUUGGUGUGGAGAUGAUGAAGAAUGAAUUGCUCUAUAUAUAAGCCUGGGAGAGGGAGUUGCGUAGAUAGCCUGUGAUUUCCGUUCCGUCGAUUAAGGUCAUACCCAGUUAACCCACCCCGCUAUAUUUACACCAUCAACUACGUAUAAAAAAACUGAUGUAACACUGAAUUGGAAAUGAGGUGGGAGUGAACAAAUAUGACCCCACCACGCGGCACCAGGGCCAAAUGCCCUUAAAUUAUCCUGUGCGGAUAAUUGUGCUGACAUGUCUCCUCUCAUACCUCAAUGGCCUUCGCUACACUCAAAUGGGAGAAAAGGCAAAUAUUUAGGGGAUGAUGAAUUAACUCUGAUACUUCAAUUCUAGAGACAUCAAACUCCUGGCACAUUCUUUCAUGAGAUAGCAAAAAAGGCAAAAAUGUUUGCUUUCAUGAGAGAGAUUUGAGAAAGGUUGUGAUAUAGAGAUCAUCAAACGCUCUUGUUCUCGUUGAAUUUCCUCCCGAUUCGCACUGACGAUGCCGCUUUUACUGCGGCGAUGCGCGCUGAUAGCUGGUAACGGGAAUGGUGGAUCGCCGGGAAUGUUAGGGUUUAGGAGAGGCCUGGCGACGACUUGCAGGGCGGUGCUUCUGCCUCAAUUCGGCGGUCCCCACGUGCUCGAGCUUCAUGACAAUGUCAGCGUUCCCAAUCUCAAACCCAAUCAAGUGCUCGUUCGCACUCGCGCUGUGUCCAUCAACCCACUGGACACUAGAAUGCGGUCAGGUUAUGGCCGUUCAAUUUUUGAACCACUUCUGCCAUUGAUUCUGGGGCGUGAUGUCAGCGGAAAAGUUGCAGCGGUUGGAAAUUCUGUACGCUCUCUAGUUGUUGGGCAAGAAGUAUUUGGUGCUCUUCAUCCAACUGCCGUGAGGGGUACUUACACUGACUAUGCUAUCCUCGAUGAAGAUGAACUUGCUCCAAAACCGGCUUCUCUUUCACAUGUGGAAGCUAGUGCUAUUCCUUUUGCUGCUCUAACUGCUUGGCGUGCUUUAAGAAGUACUGCAAGGAUUACGGAGGGUCAACGGGUCUUGGUGAUUGGUGGUGGAGGAGCAGUGGGGUUUUCUGCCAUUCAACUUUCAGUUGCUGCAGGCUGUUCUGUAUCUACCACUUGUGGAGGUGAUAGUAUUGAUCGCAUUUUGGCUACUGGCGCUGAGCAGGCAGUGGAUUAUACUACUGAGGAUAUUGAAGUAGCUAUAAAGGGGCACUUUGAUGCAGUUUUGGAUACAAUUGGUGGUUCAGAGACGGAAAGGAUCGGCAUCAAUUUUCUGAAGAAGGGUGGACACUAUAUGACACUUCAGGGAGAGGCUGCAUCAUUAACUGAUAGGUAUGGACUAACUAUCGGCCUUCCUAUGGCAACUGCUAUCUUGCUGAAGAAACAGAUCCAAUAUCGAUUUUCUCACGGAAUAGAAUACUGGUGGACUUACAUGAGGGCUGAUGCUGAGGGUUUAGAUGAGAUCCGGAGGCUAUCUGAAGCGGGGAAGCUCAUAGUACCGGUUGACGAAACUUUUCCUAUGACUCGAAUUCAAGAUGCCCAUCACGCCAAGGAUAAAGGGGAAAUUCCUGGAAAGGUUGUACUGGAAGUAGACUAGACGAACUCAAUGAGUCAUGAGCUGCAAACUUAAACCCUCUUUUUUUUCAUAUUGGUUUUCAAAAGCGUUUGAUGUUACAACCUGGUUGAUACUUGACUAUAGAACAACAACAUCAACUUCCAUGUGUAAAAUAAUGUAAAUCUUGAAAUGCUGUUCGGUUUUGUAUCUUUUUUAUUUACGCGUAAACAGUAUUUCACAAAAAUAAAGGCACACGUCAGUAGAAUUCAGUCAUUUCUCAUAGAGAUUAGUAGUUGAUAGUAGUAAACUCAUGUUUCUGAGAGUCUUCGAAACAAAACCCCUUGUUGCCUGGUAAGUUGUUUGCCGGCUUAUGCUUUAGGGA
Molecule: messenger RNA, 2126 nt
Organism: Cuscuta campestris
Lineage: Eukaryota; Viridiplantae; Streptophyta; Magnoliopsida; Solanales; Convolvulaceae
Source: the annotation of a GenBank genome assembly